Molecule: messenger RNA, 3810 nt
Organism: Hermetia illucens (black soldier fly)
Lineage: Eukaryota; Metazoa; Arthropoda; Insecta; Diptera; Stratiomyidae
Exons: 8
Coding region: 776-3637 (953 amino acids)
Source: RefSeq, a predicted model, not a curated record
AUACAAGGUCCCUGUAAGAAAAGGGCCUAAGGUCUUCGGUGUUCAUGUGUCACAGGAACCAAGAUUACAGGAGUUGAUCCAAAAGUUAAAAGAACUUGGGAACCGUAAGUCGCGGGAGAAAGGAAGAAAGAUCCCCAGCGUGAAGUGAAGUGAAGUGAUCGUUAGAAUUUCCCCAGAUGUUGUUGGAGAUUUUCCCGGGGCUCGGACAAAUCGGAAUACUGAGUGCAUACAUAUUUUAGUGAUUUCCAGUGAUGUUGAUCGAAAUUGGAAUGGCUUCAACGAGUCGCUGAGGUGGUACUGGAACACGAUCAUUUGUUUAGUUCUACAACCCCUCCCGCUUCCCCUUACGACGUUUCUGUUUUACGCUUGUGUUUUUGCAAUGUUUUUGCUCCAACAGUGAAAAGAGAAUGAGAGUUGUCAGAGGCCUAGCAAAAGCAUGGCAUUAGGCAGACCUUCGGCAACCUGUAUCCUUUUUAUUAAUCUUCACUCGGCAGCACCAGACCUUAGCCAUUCCGGGAUGCUAACGGCCAACGAAAUAGCAUACCUGCCCCAACGCAACCAUAUUUUGACGUUAUAAUAGACCAAGAAUCCUAAUCGAAGGAGUGGACUGCGUUACAUGCACAACGGACAUUUGACCCUUCAUUGUUUUCCAACCACUGCGGGAGACUGUGUGUCGCAAAAGUCUUACAGAUAUGUUCAGUUGUUGUAAUACUUACAAAACAACGAAAAGAUAUUUUUAUAUAUUUUUCCACAUAUCAUAUGGAAUAGCUCGAAUAUGCUACGAGAGCGGAGACGACAUGCUAAUUAUAAACCCAAUCGGAGAUUAGAUCGGAAAUCGUCGCGCGGCAUGAUCUACGAAAAUGAAGAGCUGAGACUACGCACUAUCAAUAUAAACGCUGAAGUGGAAAGGGGACAAUCAGACAUCCGAAAACUACGCCGUGAAAAUGAACAGCUCAAACGUGAGAUAUGGUCGUUGCGGGACGAAUACGAGCGCAUCAACAAAAAGAUGUGCUCCAACCGAAAUUGUAGCAGUUGUGAACAUAUUUCCAACAGCGACAGCCAAAGUGAGGACUCAGAGUACUGCGAAGCAUGCAGAGAGAGUGAACCGCGCGCUUCAUCAUUCGAUAGUACAUGCCAACACCGGGAUGAACAGGAAAAACAGGACAAGGGCAAUUUAUCUAUACAUUCCACACAAGUACCAAGUGCUGGACUAGCAGGAUCAACAUCUUUUGGGGCCAACAGUAGUAAAGAAAUCGCCGAGAACUAUGAGAAUGCACAAAAGACCUUGGCCCAGCCAAACGCCCCGGCAGCUGCGACAUCAUCACCCACACCACCAACAUCUAGUUCGGGGUCUCUGUCAACAUUUGUACCAGCAGCCUCAACAGCAUCUGGACCGCCUCCAACAAUGACACUGAGUAGCAAACACAACUGCAAGGUGCCACCGUCCGUUGACAGUGUUAGUAGCAAAUUGCGUGAAAAUUUGCAUGUUAAUUUCGGCCAACUAUCAGUGCUUUCCGAGGAAAAUCUGACUAAUAGUGACGGUGCAUCGUCCGUGAAUGGCGACCAAGAUGCCAAUAUGACGCAAUUGAAUAAACUUGGCGAAUCGUCUGUUUCACCACUCAGGGAAAUCCAAUCUAUUCUGCCACCACUAUCACACUUCGAAAAUAUUCCAUACGAACCAAUCACGACAUCCUCAUUAGACAAGGCCGCGGAUACCCUAUCACCUGCAAUGAGUGAUGACCACCAUUUAAUCACCAACGAAUGGAGUUUUCCCACACAACAGGCCGCAGAUCGUGACAAAUUCACGGACCCAAACAAAGACGAACGAAACGCAGAACCAGCAAAAAUAGCCCCCAUGCAACAGUUCCAUAGUCCGAAACAUUUUUUUUCGCCCAUUAAUCCCAGAUUGAUUAAACCCCCGCCACCGUCAUCAUCAACACCGCCAAUAGCCCCACCAAUGUUUGCCAAUCCACCUGAUUUGUUUGUGGCGAACGCAUUGGCCAGUCCCUGCCACCGUCCUGUGAUAACAGCCAAUCAAACUAUGGAAACUUCCGUAUAUCCAGCACCAUCACUACCGCUACCACCCCCACCAGUGCAGAUGCCUCCGGUCGUUCCAGUUCCAUAUAGUUCGGAUUCAUCGUUUUAUGAUGGGAAUCUUGAGGAUCUUCUACUUGAAAUCGAAACACUGCAAAUACAACUGGAAAAGCAUAAAUCAUACUCACAAGAAAAACUCCCAACAAACGAACCUUUCUCAACGCGGAAACCAUACAGAUCAGAAAUGAAUUUGGUCGUAUCAUGCAAUGGCUGCAAGUCAAGCAUUACGCCUAUAGCAAAACAAACCUCAGCAUCCCUAUCAACAGGAUUCGAUUACAAAUCUGACUAUUUCCCGAAUAAUUCGCUGAUGAUGGACACUCCUCCGCCAAAUAUUCCGCAACCAAUGAUCCUCUUCCCUCAGAAUCUUACGUAUUUGGCACGAGAUACUUAUGACCAUGGCGGCUCAGUUCCAAUACUCAAUGAUAUCACGGAAUACCCAAUUCGUCCACCAACUUCAGCGAUGGUGGAUUUAGGACGAACGAAUAUAAAGACGGGAGCACCUGGACUUCCCAUGACCGCCUUAAACGUGAUUGAUGGCGCUCCAUUAAGUUGUGAAGAGCCAAUCGCAACAACAUUGGCCCCGACCUCAAGUGCCACGCCUCCAAUUCCUGGUGUUGGAGCUUCUGUGAACCUAGGAGGUACCUCGAUGCAAACGGGAGAGAACUCCCUGAAGGACACAACGGAGCUAAGUGGAUCAGGGACCAAGUUAGAGACGAAAAAAAGUCCAGCUGCGAUUCGAAGGAAGUUAUUUUCUGGUCUGCGCGAGGACAGCAAAUCUGGGAGCACAAGUGAAACCAAUGUUGGAGGAAUGGAUAAGCUUCCUGAGCGAGCUGACAGCAAUGCUUCGGAUAAUUUACAAAAUGACAGCUCAUCAGGAUCGGAUACCACUAAACGGAAAGCCCCAAGACGGAUCUCCAUAACAUUCAGUGAUACGAGAAAAUACGACGAAGAAAAAAACGAAAAAUAUUGUGAUCGAAAAACAGAGGAAAACACACUAUCAAAUAAGGUGACAACCUCCCAAAUCGGUACCAGCCUAACGAGUGACCUCCAAAAAAGUCACAAAGCUCCAUGCGACCUAAUCACCCAGAGCACCCCGAAUUCUCCGCAUUUUGGGGCAAGACGAACUAGCAACGCUGGCCAUUCCCAUCAUCAUCAUCAUCAUCACCAUCACGGUGCAACUACGCACCAUUGCACGCGUAAAUUAAGUGAAGAAUCAAUGAAAUAUCCUCGAAAAUGUUCACGACGAUAUAGUGAAGGCACAGUGGAUACCUUGCCGGCUCAUAGCUCCUUUGGUUCAGCGUAUAGUGGGGCAAGUGGUGCUGGUGCAUCGGCCAUUGUUGCCAUGGAUGGCAGACGACAGGGCAGCAGUAACUUUCAUGAGGUCGGAACUUCAGUGUCGGAAAGGAAUAGUAAUAGCUUUGCGUCGUCACGUGAAUCCUCCACCAGUCAGAGUACGCAUUCGCAACGCAGAAAAAUCUCAGUUAGCUCACAUAAUGGCGGUAAGAUUCCGUGGUGUGGCUGUUGGGGUAAUGGUUGCCUUUAACACUUUCUCUUUUUUUUUUUAUUUAUAUAUAAAAAUUCUGUAUCUGAUUGUAAAAGCGAGUGCUAAUAAUUACUGAAGACAUUCAAUUAUAUGUAAAUUUUAAAAUAUUACUUUUAACAAAUCAUAGAAACCUUUACUAUUAAUAUUAUAUGUAAUAUCAAAUUAAUUAAAUA